Molecule: messenger RNA, 1600 nt
Organism: Thrips palmi
Lineage: Eukaryota; Metazoa; Arthropoda; Insecta; Thysanoptera; Thripidae
Product: cytochrome P450 6a2-like
Exons: 6
Coding region: 76-1443 (455 amino acids)
Molecular function (GO): oxidoreductase activity, acting on paired donors, with incorporation or reduction of molecular oxygen; heme binding; iron ion binding
Source: RefSeq, a predicted model, not a curated record
GCCAGCUGUUACUGACUACAUGACGAAGCUACGGCGGACUACUGGGCCAAGCGCGGGGUGCCCUUCCUGGAGCCCAUGCCGUUCGUCGGCAGCUCCUUGGCCUUCCUGCUGUCCACCGAGUACCGCGGCGAGGUGGCCAAGCGCUUCUACCACCGCGCCAAGUCCAGCGGCCACAAGUACCUGGGCGUGUUCCUGGGCCGCCAGCCCGUGCUCAUCGUGUGCGACGUGGACCUGCUCAAGACCCUGCUGGUCAAGGACUUCCAGUACAUCACGGACCGCGGCCAUGCCAUCGACCGCCGCCGAGACCCUCUCAUGGCCCAUCUCUUCAACCUGACGGGCUCCGAGUGGAAAGAGUUGCGCGCCAAGCUGACGCCUACCUUCACGACCGGCAAGAUGAAGAACAUGUUCUACCUGGUGCGCGCGUGCGCAGAGCAGCUGGACGCUUUCCUGGCGGCCGAGACGGCCGCGGGCGGCGAGCUGGAGAUGGCCGAGGUCAUGGCCAAGUUCACCACGGACGUCAUCGGCUCCUGUGCCUUCGGCGUCGAAACCAACUCGCUCAAGGACCCGAACGCCGCGUUCCGCAACAUGGGCCGCAAGCUGUUCAACAUCUCGCAGUGGCGUGCGCUGCUUCUGGUCAUGCACACGGCGCUGCCGACGCUGCGCCGCCUCAUCCCGCUGCCGCUGUUCGACUCCGAAGUCACCUCCUUCUUCACGAAGACCUUCAACGAGAACGUGCGGUUCAGGGAGGACACCGGCGACCACCGCCACGAUUUCCUCGACCUGUUGAUCCAGAUCAAGAAGGCCGGAGCCAUCGACCCGACCAUCCUGCCGGCCCAGGCCUUCAUCUUCUUCGUGGCGGGCUUCGAGACAUCGUCCAGCGCGACCAGCGCCUGCCUCGGGGAGCUGGCCCACCACCAGGACGUGCAGGACCGGCUGCGGGAGGAGGUGGACCGCGUGCUGGCCAAGCACGGCGCCAUCACGUACGAGGCGCUGCAGGAGAUGACCUACAUGGAGCAGGUCCUUGAAGAGACGAUGCGCCUGUACCCCGCGCUGGGCCUGCUGCCCCGGAUGGUGACCCGCGACUACCAGCUCCCCGACAGCGAGUCCGUCCUGGAGAAGGGCACCCGCAUCAUGAUCCCCGUCUACGCCAUCCACCGCGACCCGGAGUACUACCCCGACCCGGACCGCUUCGACCCGGAACGCUUCACAGAGGAGAACAAGAUGAACCGUCCACACUUCGCCUACAUCCCCUUCGGAGAGGGCCCCAGGGUGUGCAUAGGCCUCCGCUUCGCCAUGAUGCAGAUGAAGUCGGCGCUCACAGUCAUCAUGAGGGCGUACCGCGUGUCACCGAGCCGGGAUUCUGCGUACCCUCUGAGGGUGGAUCCCAGGGGGCUCGUCACCAGGGUGCAAGGUGGCGUGCACGUCAAGAUCUCCAAGCGCUAGCGAGGCGCCGCGUACCUAGGGUGGACCCCAGAGGGCUCGUCACCAGGGUCCAAGGAGAUGUGCACGUCAAGAUCUCAAAGCGCUAGCGAGGCGCCGCCUGAGCGGCCCAGUGUGCCAGUGUCAUCACGAUACCGAAAUCACGACCUGGACGAUCGGA